AUGCCCUUGUUCAACCCGUCGGGAGGGAUGGCCAAGAAUGGCGUCGCAGAGGUCAGGGAUAUUGAAGGUGGGAACGGCGAGGCAGUCGGUUUUGUCGUCAGCGGUAUGGACUGUACUAGCUGCGCUGAUAAGUUGAUGUGUAUCCUCGGCACCAUGACGGGCGUCUCGCAGGCUCAGGUCAAUUUCGUCCGGGGUAACGGGAAGCUGAGCCUGGACCCCGCCACCACCAAUGCCGACGAGGUGCUUUCCUUCGCCACAAUGGCCAGCGGUUUCAGCCUGGCCAAGGUCGUAGGGGGUGAUUACUUCCUCGACGUCAUCACGUCACUACCCGGGACGGCGACGUUUAUCAACCAUCCGCCGCAUGGAGUGACGGAUGUUCAGGCCCUGGGAAAUGACAUGGCCCGCAUCACCUAUGACCCGACUCUGGUCGGGGCCCGCACACUCUACGACAGUAUCAGGGACAGAAGCCGCGGCUUGGCCCCUCCACUUGCUGAUCCGCAGCUCGAGGAUAGUCGGCGCCGAAUGUGGAGGCAGGGCUUCAACACGCUCCUGGCCGGUAUCUUCACUAUACCGGUCUGCAUCAUCGCCUUCCACGAGGAUCUCGCUAGUGAAAAGUCGGGGGCGGUGGUGUCCCUGGUUCUUGCCACAGCAGUACAGGGGAUUGCCGUUGUUGAGUUCUACCGCCCGGCCCUCCUCACACUCCGGUACAGCCGGAUUGUGGAGAUGGAUAUGCUGGUUGUUAUGAGCAUCACCGCCGCAUACGUCUACUCGGCCGUGGCUUUCGGAUUCACCAUGGUCAACAGGCCACUUGAUCAGGGACAGUUCUUCGAAACAAGCACGCUCCUGAUCACCCUGAUCCUGGGCGGGCGUCUCCUUGCCGCGUUUGCCCGUGUCCAGGCCAUCAAGUCGGUGUCGCUGAGGUCGCAACAGAGCACGCAGGCCAUCCUGGUGACGGAGACCGGCGAGCGCGAGAUCGAUGCCCGCCUCCUCCAGUACGGGGACGAAUUCAGGGUGCUUCCGCAUUCGCGCAUCCCAACAGACGGCACAGUGGUCGCCGGAAGAACCGACGUGGACGAGUCCAUGAUCACUGGAGAAGGCAUGCCGGUGACGAAGCAUGCCGGCGACAUGUUGAUUGCCGGUACCUUGAAUGGUGACGGUUCAGUCAUCGCGUCGCUGAUGCGUCUCCCCGGAAAGAACACGGUCACUGAUAUUGCGCAGCUGGUGGAGGACGCGGCCAACUCUGAGCUCAAGCUGCAGGAUCUGGCCAACAAGCUGGCAUCGUGGUUCGUUCCGGUCAUCGGCAGCUCGGCGGUCAUUGUCUUCGUCGUCUGGACCGUCAUCGGGCUCGCCGUGCGUCACGAUGGGGCUGGGGAAAGCGUCGGCAACGCCGUCACCUACGCCGUGGCCACUCUAGCCGUGGCCUGUCCCUGCGCAGUCGGCCUCGCGGUUCCGAUGGUUCUCGUGAUGGUGGGCGGUAUGGCAGCCAAAGGCGGAAUCAUCAUCAAGUCGGGAGGCACGACGGAGCGAGCCCGCAAGAUAACGGAUGUCGUACUGGACAAGACGGGCACCAUCACCGAAGGAGGAUUGAGAGUGGUGGAGCAGUCGAGACUCCAGGCGGAUGGCGACGAAGCUGCCGCCCUGGCCAUGGCCUUGAUGGCCGGAGGGAAGCAUCCGGUCUCAGCGGCGGUGGAAAAGUAUCUGACGAGUCUCAUGGUCGGGCCCGCGGCGGACGUGUCGGACGUGCGGGGGAUUGCAGGGGCCGGCGUCGAGGCCAGUUACAGAGGGCUCAGGGUCCGGGCCGGAAACGCCCGUUGGACGCAGACCAGGCACGUGGGCGAGGUGGUGCGUCUCCGGGAGGCCGGGUUGACGGAACUGGUCGUCGUGCUGGGAUCAAGGCCACUCAUCGUCUUUGGCCUGCGUACGGAGCUACGACCAGAGGCGGCACGAGUGGUCGCGGAGCUCCAGGAUCGCAACAUGACGCAGAGCGCGGCCGACGUGGUGCUCCUCAACGGCCUGGAGGGAAUCCCCCGGCUGCUGGACCUCAGCAGGGCGGCCUCUCACCGGAUGCUCUUCAACUUUGUCUGGUCAGGCGUGUACAACGUGCUGGCCGUCAGCAUGGCCAGCGGGGUAUGGGUGAGAUUUCGCAUAGCGCCAGCGUACGCGGGCCUGGGGGAGUUGGUGAGCGUGGUUCCGGUGAUUCUGGCAGCUGUGUCCCUGUGGCUGGUCGAGUUUUGA
Messenger RNA from Geosmithia morbida, 2235 nucleotides. Its product is annotated as P-type Cu2+ transporter. The coding region runs from base 1 to 2235 and encodes 744 amino acids. The record is from RefSeq and is a predicted model, not a curated record. Gene Ontology annotation, cellular component: membrane. The transcript has a single exon. Gene Ontology annotation, molecular function: transporter activity; metal ion binding; ATP binding. Lineage: Eukaryota; Fungi; Ascomycota; Sordariomycetes; Hypocreales; Bionectriaceae.